Molecule: messenger RNA, 1680 nt
Organism: Eleginops maclovinus (Patagonian blennie)
Lineage: Eukaryota; Metazoa; Chordata; Actinopteri; Perciformes; Eleginopidae
Product: flavin reductase (NADPH)-like
Exons: 5
Coding region: 650-1309 (219 amino acids)
Molecular function (GO): biliverdin reductase [NAD(P)H] activity; riboflavin reductase (NADPH) activity
Source: RefSeq, a predicted model, not a curated record
UUAAAAAGCUAAAAACAAGCUGUCCCGUGUUUUAAAUGUAGCACAAUUCAUGGCGAAUGGUCAGGGUUAAGUGAAAUGUAGGAGACACGUGUGUUUAUUUGCAUGUUUGCAAGGAGGUGUGUUUGAGUCUCUCAAAAACACAGGUUCUGUUAUGGGUUCAUGUGAGGUUCAAUGUGGUUGUUAGGUUGUUAACUCCAUUGACAGCUUGUUGGGUACUUAAAACUAAUGCUAUCUUGUUCAACAGUAUUUAUAUAUUUAACAGUCCAGCCUUGGAUUCAUAGAAAGUUCAGUUUUGUUUUAAUACUAACGUAUCAAAAUGUAUGCCUACAUUUUAAAGGUCAGAGGAUUUGAUGAUUGACACUGAAUAGUCUAAUAGUUUACAUCCGAAUUAUUAAAUAUAAAGAAAAAUAGAUGGGUUUUUUUCAGCAUAAAAGGAAAUAAGGUUGAUGCAUACAGUUGUUCUGAUAGUAACUGUAUCAAACGUUUCCUUUUAUUCCAUGCUACCUAUCUACUUCCGUGUGAGAGUGUGCAAGUGUCAACUGGAGCAAUAUAAUCAUUCAAGCACAGAUUCACCAUGACAGGAACAUAAAGGACGUCACUCAGAUGGACAAUAAAGCAGCAAUGUUCCUCGCUUUUUCCAGUUGUGAGGAUGAAGAUUGCCCUGCUGGGUGCCACGGGGCAGACAGGACAAUAUGUGAUAAACCAGGCACUGCAGCAGGGUCACACCGUCACCGCCAUCGUCAGGAACCCUGCCAAACUCACCAUGCAUCAUGAUAACCUCAAGGUGGUGGAGGCUGAUAUUUUUUCAGCAGACAGUCUGAAGACUCACUUCAGAGGACAGGAUGUGGUCAUGUCCUGCCUUGGCUUCCCGGCCUCCUUUUUCUCGGGGGUUACGGGCUACACCCGGUCCAUGACCAGCAUGAUCAGCGCCAUGCGAGAGGCCCGGGUCAAUAGGAUCAUCACCAUGACCUCCUGGUACACAGAGCCUAACUCUGGAGCGCAGUCAUCUUUCCUGAUUCGGUUCCUCCUGCUGCCGAUGAUCCGCAGUGUCCUCUCCAACAUGCAUGAGAUGGAGCAGCUUUUGCAAAAGACCGAGGACAUCAACUGGACUGUGGUUCGCCCGCCUGGUCUGAAGAACCUGCAGGCCUCAGCUCAAGAGUUUCGGACCCAUGAGGGUUACUUUGUGCCCGACAGCAGUGGUGGCCCUGAAGGCAGCGCAGUGGGAAGAGGAGACGUGGCCCGCUUCAUGCUCUCUCUUCUCAACACCAAUGCCUGGGUCAAGAAGGGAGUCGCCAUCACUACCAUAUAAAAAAUAAGAAGUCAGCGUUGCCAUGAUUAAAACAGUCUGUUCACCUAGACUACAGAACCUUUAACAAAAUGUGCAGUCGUUCUUCUUUCAACUUAUGGUGUAAAAUAUAUGGCUUAAAUAGCUUAGUAUGUAUAUGUCUUUUUACUUACGCUUGUUUUUAUAUGAUUGGAAACCUACAUCAUUCAUCAAGUUUACUAUCAAAGUGUGUUGGUGGACUUAACAUCAGUAACAACAUAUUACUUUAUGAGGGUUUUAUGAAGACAGCCUUGUGUUUUUACUGACAGAUAAUACUGCAAAGUGUAUUCACAUGUGUACUCCAUUAUCCAAAGGUGUACUGUAUCAGUUCUAUAAAAUAAACAACUCAAAUGAUA